Molecule: messenger RNA, 3216 nt
Organism: Vicia faba (fava bean)
Lineage: Eukaryota; Viridiplantae; Streptophyta; Magnoliopsida; Fabales; Fabaceae
Source: the annotation of a GenBank genome assembly
AUGAACGGAAAUUCUCAAAACAAUUAUACAGGUGGCUGGAAUAAUAUGUCAUCCACUGAUUUUAGUCAGGGACAAAUUCCUCACCGUAGUGGCCAUCACGCCUUUGCUGAUAACCGGCACAUACCACAUCAAAUGCCGGCAUAUUAUGCUGAUAACCAGCACAUACCACAUCAAAUGCCGACAUACUAUGCUGAUAAUCAGCACAUACCACAUCAAAUGCCGACACACUAUGCUGAUAACCGGCACAUACCACAUCAAGCGCCGGCACACUAUGCUGAUAACAGGCACAUACCACAUCAAAUACCGACGCAUCAUGUUGAUAACAUGCACUUAUCACAUCAAACUCCAACUGAUAAUAGACACUUACCACAUCCAACGCCGACACACUAUGCUGAUAACAGGCACAUGCCACAUCAAAUACCUACGCAUCAUGUUGAUAACAUGCACUUAUCACAUCAAACUCCGACUGAUAACCGGCACAUACUACAUCAAGCGCCGGCACACUAUGCUGAUAACAGGCACAUACCACAUCAAAUACCGACACAUCAUGUUGAUAACAUGCACUUAUCACAUCAAAUUCCAACUGAUAAUAGACACUUACCACAUCCAAUGCCGGCACACUAUGCUGAUAACAGACACAUACCACAUCAAAUACCGAUGCAUCAUGUUGAUAACAUGCACUUAUCACAUCAAACUCCAACUGAUAAUAGACACUUACCACAUCCAACGUCGACACACUAUGCUGAUAAUAGGCACUGGCAACAUCAAAAGGCGGCACACUAUGCUGAUAAUAGGCACUUGCCACAUCCAACGCCGGCACACUAUGCUGAUAAUAGACACUUGCCGCAUCCAACGCCUGCACACCAUGCUGAUAAGAGCCACUUGCCACAUCAAACGGCAGAGCACUGUACUGAUAUCUUGCCACAUCCAAUGCCGGCACACUAUGCUGAUAACAGACACUUGCCGCAUCCAACGCCUGCACACUAUGCUGAUAUGAGCCACUUGCCACGUCAAACGGCAGAGCACUGUGCUGAUAUCAUGCACUUGCCACAUCAAACAGUGGAACAGUGUACAGAUGACAAGCACUUGCCAAAUCAAACUCCGGUACAAUAUGAAGAUAAAAUGUGCUUGCCGCAUCAAAAGACAGAAGACUUGGUUGAUAAGAUGCACUUACCAAAUCAAAAUCCAGAAGACUGUGCUGCUAACAAGUGCUUACCACACAAAACACCAGAUCACAAUGCUGAUAAGAGGCAAUUACCUCAACAAACGUCUGAAGCCUAUGCCGAUAAGAGGCAGUUACCUCAUCAAACGUCUGAAGCCUAUGCCGAUAAGAGGCAGUUACCUCAUCAAACGUCAGAACACUCUGUUGAUAAGAACUUAUCUCAACAAACACCUAAAGACUCUGCUGAUAAGAAGUGCUUACCACAACAAACACCCGAAGACUGUGAUAAUAAGAAGUGCUUACCACCGCUUUUACAAUGUGAAAUUUGUGAUCUUAAGUUGAGUGCCAAGUGUAUGGAAAUUCAUAAUAAAGGAAUGGGACAUCGAAGAAGGGUUUUACAACUACACGAACAAUCAAUGAAACAUAAAACUUCAAGUGGAGAAGAGAUUAAACAUGAUCGGAGUUCUCAAACUAGUAAAGAAGCCUAUGCUGCUAACAAAUGUGGUGUGGAAACAAAUGAUGAGCCGCAAUCAAUCUCAAUGGAGCUACAAGCCCUUGGUGGUUGUAAUAUUAGCACAGUGGCUGAAGAUAAUUCUUCUGACUCUGAUGCAAUAGUAAUAGCACUACCACAAGGACUUGUGACUUCUCAGGUACUAUCACCAUCACCAGCAGCGGAAUCAAGUUUUGAACCUCCAAUUCAAAUCAAUUCCCUGAUCGAAGUAGAAGAAGGCACAAAACUCCACGAGGUUCAAAAUCAUAGUGUGGAAACAAAUGAUCAACCACACUCAAUAUCAAUGGAGUUCCAUGCCACUGCAGGUUCUGAUAUUAAUACCUCGACCGAAGGCACAUGUUCUGAUUCGGGUGCAAUCGUAAUAGCACCACCACAAUCUCCUAUUGCUUUUGAGGUAUCCACACCAGUAGCAGUUAUACAGACCGGAAUGUCAGAUAGCAAAGUGCAUAAUGAGAUUCAGAAUCUUAUCGUUGAUUCAAAUAAUCAGCAACAUUCAAUCUCAAUGGAGUUGCACGACGUUGCCGGUUCUAUAACAGAAGUUGUGAAUUCUGAUUCUACAGCGGUAGAAAUAUAUAAAGAACCACUUGCAUCCCUACUGCCAGAUGCAGCGGGGUCAAGUUUUGAGCCUGUAACUGAACAUGGUCUAGAUACUGAAACAGAACCUCAUGUGUCGGAAGCCAUAUUAUAUAGUGAGAGCCAACAUCCUGCUGGGGAAACAGAUAUUGAACUGCUACCACCUGUCUUAAUGGAGAUUGAUGUCGCUUUAGAGGUCGGUGCUGAAACCAAAACUGAAUAUGGAAAUUCUCAAGCGGAAAUGAAGAUGGAUGUCGAUCUUUCCCCUGAAUCAGGGAAAACUAAGGUUCUUAAGAUGUCUGUUUGUCUUACAUGUGGCGAUGAAGGCUUUGAAGAGGCAAUAGUAUAUUGCAGCAAAUGUGGAGAUUAUGCAAUGCAUAGAUAUUGUUUAGCCGGUCCUGUGGUUUUUACCGACAAGGUUACUUGGUUUUGUGAGGAUUGUGAAGAAAUGGUAGUAGAAGCAAAUCAUCCUAACAGUGAGACUCUAGAAUCAGAAAAAGAUGAAGUUGUUGUUGAUCCACAGCCUAUUGCUGAUUCAAUAUGGAGUGGAAGUUUGCAGCUUUUCAACAAAAGCUUUGAUAAAAUCAGUGGACUAAUGGGCCAUUUGUCCACAUUAGCUUGCCCUAAAGUUCUUGAGGAGACAAGACAUCUCCCUGAUGUGCUUUAUGCAAACUUGCUUCAAAGAUCAGCUGUGUGGCCAGAGAGCUUCAAGAAAUUUGGAACAAAUAAUCUGAGCAUUGGCCUCUAUAUCUUUCCUGAGAAUGAAAGGGUUGAGAGAUAUUAUGACAAACUAGUUGAUGAAAUGAUUUCCAAAGAUCUUGCCAUUAGAGUCAUGGUUGAAAAAACUGAGCUUUUAAUUUUUCCUUCCACAUUGCUCCCAAGACAAUAUAAGAGAUUUCAUUCAAAGUAUUAUUAUUUAUGGGGAAUUUUUAAAAGAAAGCAAGUCUCAAGCACCAUCAAAGAUACAUGA